This is a messenger RNA of Solanum lycopersicum (tomato), 3588 nucleotides long. RefSeq names its product zinc finger CCCH domain-containing protein 38. The record is from RefSeq and is a predicted model, not a curated record. NCBI's taxonomy places the organism in Eukaryota, Viridiplantae, Streptophyta, Magnoliopsida, Solanales, Solanaceae. Gene Ontology annotation, molecular function: metal ion binding.
CGGAAAUUUCCUGUAUUAGAAGCGAACUCUAUCGGAUACGGGUUAGAAGCGCCGAAAAAAAGAAGGGUUGUUUCUUGACCUUUAGCCGAGUGAAAUGCAUAUCAAUUUUUGAGUGUUUUUUCCUACUUUGUAUUUGUUUUUGAUCUGUUUCACGGACUCAAACCAAAUCUUGAUUCUUUGGCAUUUUCUCACAACUUCCCGUCUACCCCCAGAGAAUCAGCUGAAUCAAGAACUGAUUUUUAGAUUAUGUUCUCUUGAUUCUUUGAAAUGGGAACUUGAUUUUCAGUUUUCCAAUUCGAAUGUUUGUCUUCCUUAAGCUGGAAAACUUGAAAAAGGAAACCCCAGAAUGGAGGAAGUUUAGCUGGUGUACCACCUAGUCCUAUUGAACGUAGACAGAGGCUUUCUGUAUUCACUGCUAGGUGAUGGAAGAGCUCAACAAGGUGAUCUAAUCAUUCUACAAGCAAAAAAAUAUCAAUUAUCGAUAAUAACAGCCCAAAUGAGAAGUCCGGGAGAUGAUAUUUUCUCAAUCUAAGUCUUUCUAUAACAUAUUACUUGAAAGAGAACGAACACUUCCCUUACACUUCAGUUGGGUUACCAGAGCUUCAAGAAAUUCACCUUUCUUAACUUGAUGAACUGCACGGAAAGUCAUCUUUACUUCAUCAAUAAAAGAUCUGCAUGGAAAGCCAUCCACACAGAAGAAUGGAGGAGUAAAAUUUAUAAAAAUUGGUGUUUCAUAUGUAGGACUGCAAUAGAGAAUGUUAAUAAUUGUUGCUUCAUGGUUCGACACAAACAUGUUAUGGUGCAUGGUGUGGAAGGUGUUUGAAAUUGAAUUUAUGACAUCAACAAUAGUUAGAGAGACUACUAGGGUGGAUAUUUAGAAGGACGAGGCUGAAAAUGAGAUUGUUGAAGUUAGCUCCUUGUUUCAUGUAUCUUGGAUAAUAUAAACACGAACAAACAGAAGAGAAUUUGAAGGAACUGAAAGACCCUUGUAAAUGGUUUUGGGUGGGUAUUUAUUGGUGUAUUGGCAAGUUCAGUUCCCUCAUGGAAUUUGAUGAAAGACUUCCAAUAUAAUUUGUGUUUGUUAAAGUUCACUGGUAUUAUUGUUAAUCAUCCUUAAUUAGGCAAGGCUUGAAUGAUAUUAUCGGUCAUUUGCGCUUCACUGAUGCACAUUUGGAUGGUUAUAUCGGUUCUGCUUCUUUUGACGUGAUGACAUGGUUGUUCACCAUCAGAAGUAGCAGUAGCAGACUAGCUGUAGCAUGCUGUAUAAAGUCAAAGCUAGUAGAAGUUGGAGAGUCGGGAUAACAAAAGAGGCAGAAGAGAAGAAAAGGAAUAUAAAAAGAAGAGGCCAUUAUUCAACACCAAAGUAUUAGUCAAAAGAAAUUUGGGUCUCCAAAUAUGCUUCAUGAAAGAACAUAAAUAUUGCUGAUAUUUUCUAUCAAGGGCCACUAUGGGUGAAAAUGCAAAAAAGCGAAAGUCUUUGUGGGAUGCUGAAGAAGAGAGUCCACCGAAAUAUGAGGAGUGGGGACCUCCAAAACCUGAAAAUUCAUGGCAGUCCAAAAGUAGAUCAGGUUGGUCGUCUGGGGACAAUGUUACAGGAACUGAAGAUUUGAGGAAGGAUAACUAUCAUUACAAGAGCAUGUCUCCAGCUUUUGAAAGGCGGGAAAGGCGAAGCAAUAGCCACUCUCCAGAUAAUGGUCGGGCCCAGUCUCACAGAUACGUCGGCAGAGCCAGGAGCAGGAGCCGGGGAAGGGGAGAAGGUAGGAGCAGGAGUCGCAGCAGGGGACGGGGAAGGGGAGAAGGUAGGAGCAGGAGUCGCAGCAGGGGACGGGACAAGUUUAGGACCAGGAGCAGAAGCAGGAGCCGGGACAGGGGUAGUAUGAGAGUUCAGAAUAGGAGUCGUAGUCCUCAUAAUACUAAACGUGAUCCAUAUGCAUCAGGUGAUAGAAGAGCUAGCCUUCAUAUAUCUUCCCAGGUAUGCAGAAAUUUUGCAGCGGGGAAUUGUAGGAGAGGCAGUGAUUGCAGGUUCAUUCAUCUAGAUUCUGCCAGUCAUAGGGAUGAAGGUCAUUCAGAGGACAACUUGUCAGAAAGAUUGGGUAGUCGACCUGAGCGUGGGCAUAUCUCAAGGUAUAAUGAUAGUGAAGGUCCUGGGUACCAAUCAAGGGACAUGCUUCCUGAUAUGCAUCAUUUGGAGGAUGAGCUGAACAGAAAUCGGAGUAGAGGUACAAUUACUUGCAGGAAUUUUGUGAAAAGCAACUGUCGCUGGGGUGCAUCAUGCAGAUUUUCUCAUGAUGGUGCCUCAGGUGAUUACUAUGACAAGGGCACUCGGAGUACAUCCUUUGAGCAUGGUCAGGACAAUCAAGCAACCAGAACCGGGAAAUCACUUUGUGAGUACUUUGCUGCAGGAAAGUGCUACAAGGAUAAUUGUGAAUUCUCUCACGAUGCCACAUCAAGAAAUCAUGAAAUUAGGCCCUUGGAUGACAUUGGUGAGCAAGUACAUCAAAUGGAAUCCUGUCCAGCAUCUAUGAUAAAGAAAUUAGAGGAAGGACUGCAAGAAGCCCAACUACAAAGUGUCUUAAAUCCCUCUGGUCCUUCUGGAAUGCUACCUUCAAAUCCCAUUUCUUCACUUGUUCAUGCUCUAUAUGGUCAGACCAAUCCUGAGAUGAGGGUUCUAGAUAACUAUCAUCCUCCAGAUGGCUUAGAGCUGAAUACAUCUGGCAACUUUAAGUUGCCCCCGGACAAUUCAUUCUAUUUGGAUAGAGAUAGUAUUAAGGUUCCCAUGGACCAAGUGAAUCAAACAUCUACUGUUGAUCCUGAACUUGGAAAUAAUGAUCAAAUUGAUGAAGUGAAGCAGCAGGAGAAUGAAUUAGUUGAAGUUGAUGGAAAGGAUAAAUUAGCUCCGGGGGAGUCCAAGGAUGUGCAAGAAAAUGAUCAUCCAGGAACUAUGAAUCUGCAUGGAAAGGUUGAGGAGGGAAGCGGUAACAAAGAUGAAAAGGUGAUGCGAUUAUUCAAAAACGCUCUAAUAGAGUUCGUCAAGGAGAUCCUAAAACCCAUUUGGAAAGAAGGUAAGAUGAGCAGAGAAGUUCAUAAAACAAUUGUUAAGAAGGUGGUUGAUAAGGUGACUGGUGCGAUUCAAGGAGAACAAGUCCCUAAGACGCAAGAGAAGAUAGAGCAAUAUCUGUCCCAUUCAAAGCCUAAAAUUACCAAACUUGUACAGGCAUAUGUGGAGCGACUUCUGAAGAAUGAAGCUUGAGGUGCCGGACUCCCCUUCUCUUCUGGAAAAUUCAAAUUCAAUAAGGACUUGAUUUUCCAACAUGUACUGGAAGGUUUAGUUAUGUUAGAUAUCUUUGUUUGCUGAAAUCACAUAUCCUCAUAGUGUGAUAGAUUUGGUUUAGCAAGCUGUUUUCUGUUAUUCCGACCAUUUAUUUUCCGAUUUACCAUGUUUGAGCAUUAUAUGUUCCUUUCUUAUAGAUUCAAUCACAUGGUAGUUGUGCUGAUUUCUCAGUCUCCCUGCGUUUUCUUGUUGAGUCGAUUGUAGUCUUAACUUCUUUAUGAUUUUAUUAGUGAGUACCUUGUUUGUCUGAUAUAAUA